CUUGCUUUUGUGGACCUCUCUCAGAACUUCUGAAGAGGCGACGAAGUCUGGAACUCGAGUAUUGCAAACAAUUACUCGUACCGUUCUUCCCCUUCUCUGGUGCACUCGGAUGAGCCUGAGAUUUCCGGUGUUGCGUUCAAUGUCCUUUGAUUUGGAUUGAAUUUUGUUGCGGAGUGGACGCGAAUUGAGGAGAAUUGGGUUGGGUGGGGUUGCGGGAGGGUGAGGAUGGAUUUCACCGAGUUGGAGGGGGUGGAGGGUGUGCGUCUCGUGUGGAACGAAUGGCCCAGCUCCAGGAUUGAGGCUACGCGACUCGUGAUUCCCUUCGGCGUCAUGUGCACGCCUCUGGGACCGAUCCCCGAGCUGCCGUUGCUUCCGUAUGAGCCGAUUUUUUGCAAGGGGUGCCGAGGAGUGUUGAACCCGUAUUGCAGGUAUGAUACCGACGCCAAGAUUUGGGUGUGCCAGUUCUGUUUUCAGCGCAAUCACUUCCCUGCGAGUUAUCAUCAGAUCAGCCAGCAGAGCCUGCCGCGGGAGCUUUUUCCUACGAGUGGGGUCGUGGAGUAUGUUCUGUCGCAUCCCCUGCCUGGGCUGGGUAGCUCCUCGGGGAUGUAUUCCCCGGGUAGGGCUGCUGGAGCUGGUGGUGCGAUUUGGCCUCCUGCGUUCCUGUUUGUGGUAGAUACUUGUGUGACCGAGGAGGACUUGACUGGUUUGAGGAGCGCCCUGAAGCAGCUGAUGUCGUUGAUGCCUGAGACGGCACUCGUGGGGCUUAUUAGUUACGGUACCAAUGUCCAGGUUCACGAAUUGGGAUAUGCAGAUUUAGCCAAGACAAUUGUUUUUCGAGGAGACAGGGAAGUUUCAACACAACAGGUUCACGAGUUCUUAGGUCUUACAGUCAAACAGUUGCGAGGCACAGGGCCCAGUAGUAUUGGUUUGUCAGGCGUAGGACGAUUCUUAUCGCCUGUUGCGGAGUGUGAAUUCAGCCUGUCGACUGCUCUUGACGAACUUCAACCCAAUCCUUUCUUUAAGGAGCUUGGUCAUCGACCGAAACGAGCAACAGGGGCAGCUUUGUCUGUGGCAGCAAGUUUGAUGGAAGGAUGUGUUCCAAAUAUUGGGUCACGCAUCAUGCUGUUUGUUGGAGGGCCUGCCACAGUUGGACCUGGUAUGAUUGUGGAGACUGACCUAGCUAAAAGCAUUCGAACCCACCAAGACCUUGAUAACGAUCGUGCACCUCAUUAUAAAAAGGCUUGCAAGUUUUAUAGCCAAUUGGCACAACGACUGGUCGCAAACAGUCAUGUGCUGGAUAUUUUUGCAUGCUCUCUUGAUCAGGUAGGCUUGGCAGAGGCAAAGGUUGCUGUUGACAACACUGGAGGGAUGAUUGUUAUGGCCGAGACUUUUGAUUCUGAGCAGUUCAAGAAGUCCUUGCAACGAUUGUUUGAUAGAGAUGCCGACGGUCUCCUGAAGAUGGUGUUCAAUGCAUCUGUUGAAGUCAUGACAACUCGAGAAGUGAAAGUUUGUGGGGCAAUCGGGCCCUGCAGUUCUUUGCAAAAGAAGGGUGCAUCUGUAAGUGAAACUGAGGUUGGCACUGGAGGAACAAGUGCGUGGAAACUUUGCACCUUGAACAACAAGACAUCACUUGCUUUCUACUUCGAAGUUGUGAAUGCUCACUCGAAUACUAUACCAUCAGGGACAGCGUUUUUCAUUCAGUUUAUAACUCAAUAUCAACAUGGGAGUGGUCAAAUGAGGUUACGUGUUUGCACAAUUUCAAGAAGGUGGUGUGAUGCGGACCAUGUACAAGAUUUAUCUGCUAAUUUUGAUCAGGAGACUGCAGCGGUUGUGAUGGCACGACUUGCUGUAUUUAAGACCGAGCAUGAGGAAGUCUUUGAUAUAAUGAGAUGGUUAGAUCGAAUGCUUAUAAGAGUAGCUGCGAAGUUCGGAGACUACACAAAAGAGGACCCACAGUCGUUUCGAUUAGCAUCUAAUUUUUCGCUGUAUCCUCAGUUUAUGUUUCAUCUCCGGCGUUCUCAGUUUUUACAGGUGUUCAACAAUACGCCUGAUGAAUCUGCAUUCUACAGACUAAUGAUUAACAGAGAAGGGGUGGUGGGAUCGCUCGUUAUGAUUCAGCCCACACUUUUCUCCUAUUCCUUCGACGGACCUCCAGUACCAGUCCUCUUGGAUGUCAGUUCUAUUGGACCUGAUCGGAUACUUCUGUUCGACUCUUACUUCUUUGUUGUUGUACAUUUUGGUUCAACGAUUGCACAAUGGCGUAAAUUGGGUUAUCACAAGGAUCCACAACAUGAGAAUUUUAGGAAACUUUUGGAGGCUCCGAUCGAGGAUGCCGAGGCGCUUUUGUCAGAAAGGAAUCCUCUACCCAGACUCGUUGUCUGCGAUCAGCAUGGUAGCCAAGCGCGGUUCUUGUUGGCAAAACUGAAUCCGUCUAUAACCCACAACAGCAACCAGCAGGGUUCCGAGGUUAUCUUCACUGAUGAUGUCAGCUUACAAGUGUUUACAGAACACUUGCAAAGAUUAGCGGUGCAGGGAUAAAGUCAGUGGUGCAGGGACAGAAUUACUCCACGCAAUGGCAUUCUAUGUGGGGGUAAGGAGGGACUACAGCAGAUUCUAAGAUUGUAGGGCUAAAAACUACGUAUCCGAACUAGCUUUUUGUAGAAGUGGGAAAUGGAACACUGAGUCUGGAGGCUCAACCAAGGAAUCUGUGGUGCUUUGACUACAUGAGUCAGUGAUGCGUAGUUCAAAACAGGCUUGGUUGUUGAGAGGUUUGAUUCUUAUCACUUCAACUCCUGUUGGCAACGAGCAUUUAGAGCCAAGAUUGCGCUUAUCAUUGUUCAGAUGGCAGUGGAGGCUUACAAGAAAGCAGACAUUCCACAUGACUGGAUCCAAGGAAAAUGCGAAAGGAGAAUGGUUCAAAGUUGAGGCUAUGUUACUUGUGCAGUGAAACAAAAAUGUUAACUUUCUACCCGUGUGUGAAUCCUAGACGGAUCUAAGACCGUCGGAGUACACAAGCUAGUGACUCUGGUUUGAUUUUUAUGCUCUUGUACGGCCGAACGCAGGUUUUAAGCUUGUAUAAAAUUUCGGAGGACUGGGUUAGAUAGUUUAUAUAGGUUUUUCAGAACAUUGUCAUCUUUGUGGUUCCCGAGUAGAGGAUAAUUUUCGUGCUUGCUGUAUUGGAACAUCAAAGAAUUGAACGUUGGUGGUAUAGUGAAGAAUUGUAAUAUUUACACUAGAGAAUCAUUUGUUUCCAUGUCGUUUUGAUUUAAUGAUUAUCUCCUGUCACUCGA
Messenger RNA from Physcomitrium patens, 3290 nucleotides. Its product is annotated as protein transport protein SEC23 G. Lineage: Eukaryota; Viridiplantae; Streptophyta; Bryopsida; Funariales; Funariaceae. The record is from RefSeq and is a predicted model, not a curated record. Gene Ontology annotation, molecular function: GTPase activator activity; zinc ion binding. Gene Ontology annotation, cellular component: COPII vesicle coat; endoplasmic reticulum exit site. Gene Ontology annotation, biological process: endoplasmic reticulum to Golgi vesicle-mediated transport; COPII-coated vesicle cargo loading; COPII-coated vesicle budding.